UUUUGUGGUUUUUUGAUAGUCGAUGAGGAUUAUUUUUAAAAAUGCGGAUUUCGGAUUUUUGUGGCUUUUGAAGAUUUUGAGGAAUGCAAAGUAUGUAUAUGAGAAUAUAAAGAUAUGAGAAUGCGGAUUAUUUUAAAUCAAAAUUGGGGUUUUUAAAAAUUCGAGAGCGAAGCCCUGACUUACUAUAGAAUGUAUUUCACGUUAUUUCAGAAUGAUAAGCCGCAUUUUAAAUUUAUCGAAAAGCACUAUUCAUUGUUAAAUGCAAGUCAUGAAGUUUACAAAAAUAUGAACCUAAUGCUUGAAUCAUUUUUUGCAUCUACUGAACAUAAUAGCAAAUUAUUACAGCUUCGUAUCAAGACAUGGAUCUUAGCAGAAUUUUGGCUGAAAAAAGCGAUAAAGGACACGGCAGAAUUUUUGAAGGCCGUUAGAAAUGACUAUUUGAGUCAUUUCCUAAGCGAUUUAACUGAGGAUAUAGAGCAGAAUCUGUCUUUUUGGCUUACUCAUGAAAAAGGGCAACUUAAAAGAUAUGGCGAUGCAAAAACUUCUUACAAGUUAACGGUCAGUUUCGAGAUCAUUUUAUGA
This is a messenger RNA of Meloidogyne enterolobii, 582 nucleotides long. The record is from the annotation of a GenBank genome assembly. Lineage: Eukaryota; Metazoa; Nematoda; Chromadorea; Rhabditida; Meloidogynidae.